Penicillium taxi is the source of this 1446-nucleotide messenger RNA. Its product is annotated as KilA-N domain-containing protein. The record is from RefSeq and is a predicted model, not a curated record. Gene Ontology annotation, biological process: mitotic telomere tethering at nuclear periphery; meiotic attachment of telomere to nuclear envelope. The transcript has 4 exons. The coding region runs from base 1 to 1446 and encodes 481 amino acids. Gene Ontology annotation, cellular component: nuclear membrane complex Bqt3-Bqt4. Gene Ontology annotation, molecular function: DNA binding. Lineage: Eukaryota; Fungi; Ascomycota; Eurotiomycetes; Eurotiales; Aspergillaceae.
AUGUCUCUCCUUCCUGUAAGUUAUACAAGGUUAUACAAGGCGCGGAGUCGCGCCUACCGCCCUAACCCGUACCGAAUACUAACCGACCUUUUUUUCUCUCUCGCAGAUGAGGAGCUUGUUAAUCGCCGUCGCCUAGGCUCAACUUAUCUCAAGGUGAAGCAGAGUCAGCUCAACACCUCCAACGCAACAAAGCCUCACAACUUGGGCGCGUUUGAGUAUGCCCACCUCCGGGCACCUUUGCCCAAGGACCUGAAAGGUUCUGAAGUUUUCCCGCACACAGCCAAGUCACGCCCAGAAACCUACUUUUUGAUGCGAAGGAGCGAGGAUGGGUUUGUGAGUGCCACUGGCAUGUUCAAGAUCGCUUUCCCUUGGGCCAAGCAAGAUGACGAACGCCUGGAGAGAGAGUAUUUGAAGACACGAGAGCUCACAAGCCACGAAGAAAUUGCGGGCAAUAUUUGGAUCUCUCCUCUUUUUGCACUGGAGCUGUCCAAGGACUACAAAAUGUACGGCUGGGUCCGCGCUUUGUUGGAUUCAGCCGAGGUCCCCCAGAGUACAUCCAAAGAAAAGGACCAACCUAUCGUCAGUCAGCCACCCACAUUCGUUAUGCCAGAAGACGAGCGUAGCCCAACACCACCACGCCGAAGUCGCCGCUCCGUCUCUCCGGUCAAGGCCACGCCCAUGAAGCAGUCUUUCACCCCUGGCAAAGGUAUUAGCGCUCGCCGCGUCGCCAACGACCUCCUGGAUACUCCAUCAACUGGUACUGCUGCAGCUAACGACAAUCUCCAAAGCAACUUGGAUUAUUCUACCGCGAAUAUCGAUAUUGCGGCGCAUGGCAAUUUGUUUGAAGUCCAAGAGGAAACAGAAGUGAAGUCCGCCGGCUCACCAAAGAAGUCCAAGAGUCGGAGAUCUAAGAAGAGUACUACUGAGACCGAUGAUGAGAAGGAAGCCCAGCUGCCAGAGGAGGCCAGAAAAGCCGACAAGAAGGCUCAAAAGGCUGCAAAGGCAAAGGAGCUCAUCGAAGAAGUCAUCGAGGAAGAAGCUGGAGGAGAUUAUGAAGAGGCUGUCGAUUCCAUCGAAGUCUCCGCCAUUGAGACCAACCCAACUGAGAAAGUUCUCUCCCUUGAUGUGCCCAUUUUCUCUUCUGGAGUUCCGUCCGCUGAAGAGACACAGGAGAUGAUCGCCAAAGCAAAGGAAAUGGUAGAAGAGGCCAUUAGGGCUGAUCAAGACGAGGACACCACAGGAUCAUCAGCCGUCAAAGUGACAAACAAACGCAAGCCUGAGGAAGAUGAUGAGGAGACUUCGGCAGAGUCUGAGCAGCGGGCAAAGAAGGCCAAGCUGUUGGAAGAGAGAAUCGUUCGUGAGCGAGUUCGCUCGGUCCGGAACCGUGCUAUGAUCACUGCCUCUGUUGGUCUUGCUCUUGUGUCCGCGAUUCCCUUUUUCUUCUAG